Chiloscyllium plagiosum (whitespotted bambooshark) is the source of this 1405-nucleotide messenger RNA. NCBI's taxonomy places the organism in Eukaryota, Metazoa, Chordata, Chondrichthyes, Orectolobiformes, Hemiscylliidae. The record is from RefSeq and is a predicted model, not a curated record.
CGCGCUCGCUGAUUUAGGCGGCACAGGGCCACCGUACAGUGGUGAGAAGCCGGAGCGGUUGGCCGGUGCCUGACAACGAUGAGCGGCGCGAGGCAGUCGGAGAGAGGAGAUGGCGGUGACUCGGGCAGAACACUUAUAGCAGUUGGACUUGGUGUUGCAGCUGCAGCUUUUGCAGGUCGCCAUGCAUUUCGAUUGUGGAAACCUCUUCAACAAAUAAUUGUAGAAACGGCAAGAAGAAUCCCUAGUCCUAGCUUUCCAGCAUAUUACAAAGGAGGAUUUGAAGCAAAAAUGAAUAAGCGUGAGGCCACCCUUAUAUUAGGUGUCAGUUCAUCAGCUUCUCGAACAAAAGUUGGAGAAGCCCAUAAAAGAAUUAUGCUCUUGAAUCAUCCUGACAGAGGAGGAUCACCAUACCUGGCUGCAAAGAUCAAUGAAGCAAAAGAUCUACUGGAUUCUUCCAGCAAGAAAUGAUUUCUCAUGACUGUUAUUGUUUUAUUGUAUACAAUUUAGCAGUAAAAUAUUAUACCUUUUGAAUAAGAUUGUUCUCACUUAUGCUCUAAUAUAGUUAUAAACAUUACAGUUGAAAUGUGUUGAUGAAAAUUGGAUUUGGAGUGAGAAAGUGAGUUUUUCUUUCAUACAAGACAAAUAAGAACUUUGCAGAAUUUAGUUUACAGGAGUGAAGCUUAAUUUAAACACAUUAUCAAAUGAGUGUGAGAUUUACACUCCAAUGAUGUUUGCGUGAUAAAUAGAUUUUAUUCUUUGAAUGCAACCCUAGAUGUGAUGACUUCAUUUUCAUUUCUUGUAUGUAGUCUACAUAUAUAUGGUUAUUACUGCUUUAGCUCUGGGAAUAAGGGUUAGGCCUAUUAUGUCUUAUAAGGGAACAAAUAUGAGAAUAUUUAAAGAUAAUGAAUGUGAAGGGCUGUAGGAGAGAGCCAAAUAGUGGAAUCAUUAUUAUUGAGUCUGUUAAAGUCAAAUUUGAACUUGUCAGUUGUCUGAUCAUCAACUAAGUGCCUCCAAGGCAGUAGACGUUUGGAACUGAGUCAGUGGAUGCUAGAUUUGGGAUGGUUUUUAUUGCCUGAAUCAGUUGUUCAAUAGGAAAGAAUAGAGUUGCUAUCUAAUGUUAGAGGAUAAUUGAUAGGAUAGUUAUAGCUUGAGCAGUUUGGAGAUGCUAACACUGGUAAUGAUAUCUGUGAAAAGAGUUAUGUAGAGUCGCAAGAUGGUCAUUCAGACUUGAAUCUGUUCUGCUAUUCAGUUAUUUCAUAGGACAGCUUCAAGGCCAGUUCCUGGUUCCUAGCACUGUUAACUAAAGAGAGGGUGAUCUGCUACCUCAACAGAAAUUCAGACCCAUGUUUGGCUGCCUUUCCCCGCUUUAGAGCAGCUUUUACAAAUUAAAGAAAUAUUGUUCAUA